Molecule: messenger RNA, 2723 nt
Organism: Megalops cyprinoides (Indo-Pacific tarpon)
Lineage: Eukaryota; Metazoa; Chordata; Actinopteri; Elopiformes; Megalopidae
Gene: tm9sf2
Product: transmembrane 9 superfamily member 2
Exons: 17
Coding region: 150-2129 (659 amino acids)
Biological process (GO): protein localization to membrane
Cellular component (GO): membrane
Source: RefSeq, a predicted model, not a curated record
GUCCGAAAAGUGGGUUAACAUUACAGACGGGCUCCCUAUGUUCCCUGAGUUAGCGGACCGAAGAAGGCAAAUAAAUGCAUUUAGAGUGACAUAUAUUUAAUUUAUUUUGUUUGUAUUAGUAUUGUGUCGCUACUUUAGUUGAAGAGAAAAUGCGGCUUUUUUGCAAUGUCUUUUCUCUUUUGAGGGUCUUACUUCUUCUUAGUGGAAGCUUGCAUACCGCUUCAAGUUUCUAUCUUCCGGGUUUGGCUCCUGUCAGUUUCUGUGAGAAAAAUCCAGCUGGAAAAGAACAAGAAGUACCGGACUGUAGGUCUGAAAUCGAGCUGUUUGUGAACAGACUGGAUUCCGUGGAGUCAGUUCUACCCUAUGAAUACACUGCGUUUGAUUUCUGCUCCAUUGAAUCAGAAAAACGCCCCUCUGAAAAUUUGGGUCAGGUUUUAUUUGGUGAACGAAUUGAGCCAUCUCCGUAUAAGUUUGAGUUUAAGAAGAAAGAAGAAUGUAAACAUGUCUGUACAAAAACGUAUAAUACGAACAAACCAGAAGAUAAAGCAAAGCUGGAAUUCCUGAAGAAAGGCAUGCUGCUCAACUACCAGCAUCACUGGAUUGUGGAUAACAUGCCUGUUACAUGGUGUUAUGAUGUGGAGGAUGGACAGAAGUUCUGUAAUCCUGGCUUCCCCAUUGGCUGCUACGUGACUGAGGGGGGUCGGCCCAAAGACGCAUGUGUCGUCAAUUCUGAAUUCAAUGACAAAGACACCUUCUACAUCUUCAACCACGUUGAUAUCACCAUCUUUUACCACGUGGUGGAGAAUGAAGCUGCAGGGGCUAGAUUGGUCGCCGCUAAAAUGGAGCCCAAAAGCUACAAACAUGCAAAAGUCGACAGCCCAGACUGCUCAGGUGCUCCCAUGGACUUGAGCAAAAAAUUUACCGGAGAGCUGAAAAUUCCCUACACCUACUCCAUCCAGUUUAUGGAGGAUAAGCAUAUCCGCUGGGCCUCGCGCUGGGACUACAUCCUGGAGUCCAUGCCUCACACCAACAUCCAGUGGUUCAGCAUAAUGAACUCCCUGGUCAUCGUCCUCUUCCUCUCCGGCAUGGUGGCCAUGAUCAUGCUCAGGACCCUGCACAAAGACAUCGCCCGCUAUAACCAGAUGGACUCGGUGGAGGAUGCCCAGGAGGAAUUCGGCUGGAAGCUGGUGCACGGCGACGUCUUCAGGCCGCCGAGGAAGGGCAUGCUGCUGUCCGUCUUCCUGGGGUCGGGGACGCAGAUCUUCAUCAUGACCUUCGUCACCCUCUUCUUCGCCUGCCUAGGGUUCCUGUCCCCGGCAAACCGCGGGGCCCUGAUGACGUGUGCCGUGGUGCUGUGGGUUCUGCUGGGGACUCCAGCAGGUUACGUGGCUGCCAGAUUCUACAAGUCCUUUGGUGGUGAAAAAUGGAAAACAAAUGUUCUGCUGACAGCUUUCUUAUGCCCAGGGAUUGUGUUUGCGGACUUCUUUGUGAUGAACCUGAUUCUGUGGGGGGAGGGCUCAUCGGCAGCCAUGCCGUUCGGGACGCUGGUGGCCAUCUUGGCCUUGUGGUUCUGCAUCUCUGUGCCUCUCACCUUCAUAGGAGCCUACUUCGGCUUCAAAAAGAGCGGGAUCGAGCACCCGGUACGCACAAAUCAGAUCCCACGGCAGAUUCCGGAACAGUCCUUUUACACCAAGCCCUUCCCUGGGAUUGUUAUGGGAGGAAUCCUGCCUUUCGGCUGCAUCUUCAUCCAGCUCUUCUUCAUCCUCAACAGUAUCUGGUCCCACCAGAUGUAUUACAUGUUUGGAUUUCUCUUCUUGGUGUUUAUCAUCCUGGUGAUCACAUGCUCUGAGGCCACAAUCCUCCUGUGUUACUUCCACCUGUGUGCAGAGGACUAUCACUGGCAGUGGCGCUCCUUCCUGACCAGCGGCUUCACCGCCGCGUACUUCCUGGUGUACGCCAUACACUACUUCUUCUCCAAGCUCCAGAUCACCGGCCUGGCCAGCACCAUCCUGUACUUCGGCUACACGAUGAUCAUGGCUUUGAUCUUUUUCCUCUUCACAGGAACGAUUGGAUUCUUUGCCUGUUUUUGGUUUGUAACCAAGAUCUACAGUGUGGUGAAAGUGGACUGAUGGAACCUGCAACAGCAGACUGUACUUUUGCGAUCUGGAGCUCUUCAGGUGGAGGAAUGUACACUUUUCUGGACGUCCUGGCAUUGAUGUGAUUCAAUAAUUAAGAACAAGCGGAUCGAAGAAUCUCCAAACACAAUGCAUUCAUUUUUUCAAAUAUUCAAGAAGUAGUGCAAGGUACUACCAAGCAUAAAGGAAUUGCAUAUGAAAUGCCGUAUCAUAUUGAGCACUGCAAUUAGAAAUAAGUUGAACUAAACCUGGAGUGUGUAAAUAUGACUUGCAUUUUGCUAACGUGAAGUGUAAUUACCCCGCAACACUAUAGGUGUAGGUAGUUAACAUUUGAGUAUCUUUCAGACUUUAUGGUGACGUCAGUAUAACUGUAAAUAACUUUUCUAAUGCUGAAAAGGGGGCACGAUGUGAAAUGAAUUCAAUCAGUUUGUAGAAAGACUGAAGCUUUUAACAUGUUUACUUUCUGUCUGUGUGCUUCACAUGAGAAAUACUGUGUCAGCUUUGUUCCAUUUUUAUUUAACUUAUUUCUUCUUUCAUUUUUUGUGUGUAAUUUUUUUUUUGUUUUUGGCCUCUACACACUUUGUGCCU